GGAGCUCGAGUCAGUAUCCAAUACACCUGCCCGUCGGAGACUAGAAUCGCGUUUCUUUUCUCGAUGACGCGCGACUCAUAGUGCACGAAAACAUGGCUAUCGCUGCGAUGGAAAUCACGAUGCUGUAUUUGGCCGUAGUGCUGCUCUCGUGGUGCUCGGCUGCGCCGGACAAAUUGCGACUGGAUACCAAAGCACCGCUGCAUGCCCGCAGCUCUUCCGCGGCCAGGGCGCUGUCCGGGCAGACACCAGCGAACGUAGGUAGAUUACCGCAGCAAUCGAAGCCUCAGGCGCCGAGCUCAGCUGGUCAACCGCAACAGGAUGGCGUCCAGAGAGAGGAGACUUCAUCCUUCAAGGAAGUCAAUGGCGAGACCGUUCUAACAGUCGUCGGCAACUACGCCUACCAGAGUCCUGAGGGCCUGCCCGUCUCCUUCAAGUACAUGGCCGAUGAAAAUGGGAACAAGGCGAGCUUCACGAUUGGGGCUGCUGGUGGUGGCUCGGGAUCGAAAUCGAGACCAGGUGGUGCUACCGGAGGCUCGCAAAGACCUGGCGGUGCUGGUGCUAGUAAGACGGGUACCGGUGGUGGUGCUGGAACAAAAGGCAAUCAGUCUGGUAAAAACUCGAUCGGAGGUGAUAAAUACUUGCCACCGAAUUGAUCUAAUUUCAAUUUCUGAUGUAUCUACGUCACUGAAAUAAAAGUUUUUUAACUUUCAUUAUUCAAUGCUCUAAUG
Nasonia vitripennis (jewel wasp) is the source of this 728-nucleotide messenger RNA. RefSeq names its product cuticular protein. The transcript has 3 exons. Lineage: Eukaryota; Metazoa; Arthropoda; Insecta; Hymenoptera; Pteromalidae. Bases 93 to 653 code for a protein of 186 amino acids. The record is from RefSeq and is marked validated.